GAAGCGUACGUUUGAUCUGACGUAUGGGGAACAGCCGACUUAGUCAAAUUUGCUUGAUUUGUAUACGAAAACGCUGAUAAUCCAAAGUGAACUGUUAGGCUCUUUGUUCUGUUGUCGCCAGUCAUAACCCGUCACUCGCCUAGGAUACGUGUGUGAAGGAACUAACCAGCUAAUAGUUUCGUGCAAGCCGAAACUCAUCUCGUCAUUUGGAAGCCAACUUGUCAAUGGCAAGGAAUCUUUAAGGUAAGCCGAUGCGAACGACCACACGUAUGCCGAUGUUAGACAUCGUACGCAUCCCCUGAACUUGGAUAGGGUUUGCGUGUCAGACUUCACCGGAAGUAUGAACUUGAUGCCAUACUUUCCAUGAACCAACACAUACUGUCUGCCCUAGGGUGCAUUGCUAUUGUCUGGGUUGUUUUCAAGGGCGUCAGUGCAGAGUGAUCACCUGUCGGAGUUGCCGCGUAUUCGUGACUACACCAGUACGCCCACUGUAUUAUUCACAGCAACAUCGUUAACAUACAUUCCUUGCCGUUACCAAAGGGAGGAACUAUCGCGGUGGUUUGAAGCGUUCUUUCAUGUAUCCAGCUCUACUUCCCGACAAUGCGGAACCUCCGGCUGUUUGGCCUUGUUUUUGCCUUCGUGGUCUACGUGCUGAUAGGAGGCGGGGUGUUUCACUUCUUGGAAUAUGCGGAGGAGGAGAAGAUCAGACAGGAAGUCUUCAAAAUGCACAAGGACGUCGACGACAUGAAACGUAACACAACGGAAGGCAUGGAAAACACUUGUUUGCAGCCAACGACAACUCAAAGACUGCUAAACAACAAACUUGGUCUUAAUCCUAAGAAAGAUGCCGUGUGUGAGCAAGAAGGUGCGUCGUGUAUCUCCGUGGAAAGCCUGGAAAUGCUGGAGAGAAUCAUCAUUAACAGACUCAAAGGUAAGCUCAAGAACUUGACGGCCGGUAAGGACUGUAUCCAGGAUGACGACAUACCUGUGAUGAUCAUGUCUCGUCGGCAAUUUGAGCGUCACAUCAACGAGGCCCACCUGGCCGGCCAGCAUGGCAUUGAUCCCACGAGCACGGACACUAACAGCACUCCGCUCCAGUGGUCCUUCUCGGCGGCGGUGGGGUUCUCCCUGACCGUCGUGACGACUAUAGGGUACGGGCACAUCGCUCCGUCCACGGUGGGUGGCAGGGUGUUCUGCGUCGUGUACGCACUGAUAGGUAUUCCACUCUACCUAGUCAUUCUGGACGGCGUGGGAGCACUCCUGGGCAAAAUGGUUCGCAGAAUUGCCAUGAAAGCUCACGUCUCUCGCAAAUGGAGUGUCAAGAGGGUCGGGCAGCUCGCCUGGGCCAUCACGUUCGCCAUCGGCCUGUGCCUCUUCUACCUUCUCCCUGCUGUAGUUGUCUCCUUCGCAGAAGACUGGACUUUCACAGUGUCGCUGUACUACAUGUUCAUCUCUCUCAGCACUAUCGGCUUCGGGGACUUUGUGGCAGGUAAGGAGAAGGGAAGAGAGUACUGGACCGCAUACAAGCCCUUGAUGUUCAUCUGGAUCACCUGUGGGCUCGUGUUUCUCGCCAUGGUCUUCAACCUCGUGAAGCGCGGGAUAGAGAGCAUCGAUUCCAAUGAGCAAGACGUCGGGACGGGAUCUGACAAAGACGGUGGAACAUGUGAAGAACAAGAAGCGAUGCCUAUGGGGACAAUAUCAGAUCAUACGGGUAAAGACGGACAGAAAAAGCAACAGGUUCGUCCGAGCACACUGCUUGUGAUUGCUUACCUGGCUGAUAGAAGACUCAAGGCGAACUGCAGGAGCUCGAGGUUACCUGUACAGUCGCGUAUGGAAAGUUCCGCCAUGAGGAAGGUGACUUUGCUCAUCCUACUUGUUGUGUUUGUGGGGUACAUUUUCGCAGGCGGGGGAAUUUUCCACUGGCUAGAAGCGCACGAAGAAGAGAAAAUGAGAGCGGGCCUUUUCCAAACACAAGACGAACUGCUUUAUACACUUGUAAGGUUUGUCGGUAGCCAUGAUAUCCACGGCUGCCACCACGGAGCGUCGUCCGAGACCCCUUCCCCUGACGCGCCCGACCUGGACUGUCCCAUACAGGACUGCGUGGCGUCUGAGAACGUGACAAGGGUCCUGCAGUCCGUCGUCACUGAUGUAAACAAGAGAGGACAGAAUCUGACCAACCAAGGGAAAUGUAUUGAUACCAUAGAUAUACCUCUGCUGGUUUUGACACACAGGCAGCUGGACGACAUCAUUUUGAAGGCGCACCAAGCCGGCAGACGAGGUCUUAACCCCUUGAGCACCCAGCAGAACAGCUCUCCUCCACAAUGGUCCUUCAUUCCCGCCGUCGGCUUCUCCUUAACCCUGGUCACUACCAUAGGGUAUGGAAACAUCGCACCAAGCACUUGGGCUGGGAAGGCCCUCUGUGUUGUCUACGGGCUCAUCGGUAUCCCUAUUUACUUAGUUCUUAUUGACGGCUUAGGCAGGCUACCUGGCGGACUUGUCCGAGAUUUAGCCGUCCGCGUCUAUAUUUCCAAGGGCUGGAACGCCAAAACUGUCAGAAGGAUCGUCUGGUUUUGCCUGUUUACGUUUGGUCUCUUUUUGUUCUACCUGCUGCCGGCGCUGGUCAUCUCACUUGUGGAAAACUGGUCGUACCCGGAGUCUCUGUACUACAUGUUCGUGUCGCUGAGCACCAUCGGGUUUGGGGACUACGUGGCGGGAGUACAGAUAGGCAAGUCCUACUGGGUCGCCUACAAGAUCCUCAUCUUCUUCUGGAUUGCCAGCGGCCUGGCGUUCCUCGCUAUGGUGUUCGAUCUCCUGAAACGGGGAAUUCAGGGUCUAGAUGAGCCGGACAAGACAGAGUUUAACCUACCCAAAACUAAUAACCGGCGUCAGGAGAAAGCGCUCAGCAACGGGACGGCAGAGCAGGCUCAGGCAGACACGAAGUCUGAGAAGAGCGACUACGUUUACGAGAACAUGGCAAUGGACAAAAUGCAGUAAUCAAGCUCGAUUCGUCUUGCAGCUUCAAUUAGCGAUUUAGAAUCAUUAUCCAUAUUAAUGGGUGGCUGACUUGUGACAGCUUGGAAUAUGGGAAGGUGUAUUGGGUAUGAUAAGUAGGUGUAUGUAUCAACAAUCU
This is a messenger RNA of Branchiostoma floridae (Florida lancelet), 3130 nucleotides long. RefSeq lists its product as uncharacterized. The transcript is spliced from 2 exons. Lineage: Eukaryota; Metazoa; Chordata; Leptocardii; Amphioxiformes; Branchiostomatidae. Gene Ontology annotation, molecular function: potassium ion leak channel activity. Gene Ontology annotation, cellular component: membrane. The record is from RefSeq and is a predicted model, not a curated record. Bases 601 to 2994 code for a protein of 797 amino acids. Gene Ontology annotation, biological process: stabilization of membrane potential; potassium ion transmembrane transport.